AUGUCUAAAGACAAGACCACCAGACAGGAAACAAGACAGGACAUGUAUAAGAACAACAGCAGAAGUCCUUGCUGGAAGCAACAAUUUAGAAUGAGAUGCCUGGAGCGGUUGAAAGACAGCAGAGGCAGGCACAUGUCCUCCAAGAGGCUCAUUGAUGGCUGGCAGGGAAAUACUUCAACUGCUCAAGACUUGAAAGCACAAGAGAAAAGUGACUAUGUCCAGAACCAACAUGACGUGUCAGAUGUUCCAGCAGUUCCAGAAAUUGAGAUGAUCAUGCGGGAAGAGUUUGACCGCUUGAAAAGUGAAGUGUCGUCAGCAGGAAAGAGAGGUCAAACGCGUCAGGAUGACUUUAGGAGAAGAGCUGGUGUUUGUGAGGAUGCUUCUAUGGCAACAGACAACACUUUGUUCAACGCUAGAGAGGACAACACUACUCAGUUUAAUGAACAUGAGAAUGAGUGUUUGAAUGAUCUGAUUAGCUGGUACGAGGAAGUCUACAACACACUGAGAUUAGAGCUGCGGGAAGCUGAACAGAGAGAAGAGGAGCUGCGUGUGAACCAGUUGAAGGCUCGUGAGCACCUCAAACACGAGGAAGAGGAGUUGUGUUCUGGGAUGCGAGCCAUGUACUGUGAGGAGGUCUGCUGUCCACUCUGUGAGAAAGACAGCCUGAUAGAACAGAAGAGCUUGAUUCUCUGUAGUUGUGGCCUGAACAUCAAUAUUGAGCAAGAUAGUAUCACUUUAAAGCAUGUCAAAGACAACCUAGCAGCUGGCACCGAAGAGCACAGUCAGAAAUGUGAAUCCAAACCAGCUUUUUCAUUGAACCAGAAAUUUGGGAUUUCAAACUUGCUGAUGUCAUGUCAAGAUUGUGAUUUUCUGUUUGUGAUUGUGUGA
This is a messenger RNA of Candidula unifasciata, 888 nucleotides long. The record is from the annotation of a GenBank genome assembly. Lineage: Eukaryota; Metazoa; Mollusca; Gastropoda; Stylommatophora; Geomitridae.